UCCCACUAUGAACAUUAUAAAAACCUAAGUCGUACAUUUGACAAUUUUGAAUUAAGUAAAUUAAGUAAGAUGUUGAGGCCAAUUAAUUUAAGUAUUCUAUUAACACUAUGUGUAUGUGUAAGAAGUGUGUACUUCGACUGCAAAAGGAGUGACCAGGAAUGUAUAAAUCCCUAUUCCUGUUCAAAUACAGGGACAUGUGUCUGUGGAUCUCAAGCAUUUGGUACACAAUGUCAAUUUCCUAUCACAGAGUAUUCUGAAAGGGUAAAUAUGGCGGAAUGUGAAUUUACAUGUUUAAAUGGUGGCCGAUGUAUAACACAAACAUCGACUAACACAGACACAUGUUUAUGCACUGAUACAUUUUAUGGUGAUUUUUGUGAGAGCAGGAGAGCCGAAGCCGUGUGUACCGGGAACACAAUGGACAUCUAUAUUACUCCAUACCCAGUGUUCGGUGGCAUUGUUUACGUUAGAUAUAAUAAAACAGAUCCUGAAUGUCAAUUCGGGCUAACAGAGUCUGGAUCUCUAAAAACAUACAACUUAACUCUUACUACAAGUGCAAAUAGUACAGGCGAUUGUUCACUAGAAGCAAUGCUGAACACGCCAUCGGCGGGCGAUGUUACAUACAACGUCGAUAUCAUCAUACAGGGUUCACUAUUUGUGACAGCACCUGACAUAUUGGUAAAAGCAACAUGUGUUCAUUUGAACUCCGGCGUUUCAUCUCUAAACAGUGACUUAAGUACUAUAACCGUUGACGAAAGAGCUCCGCAAGCAAAUGACAUUGUAUCAACGACAUAUGAACCUGUAAAAAUGGAUAUUCAAAACGCUUUUGGAACAAAGAUUACUCCUCCAUUGUUUUUGGACAAACCAUUGAGACUGUUCUUCCCACUUUCUGAUACCCAAAAAUAUACCAAACUGAUACUGAUGAAAUGUUACGCAAUACGUGGACCGGAUAUUACCCCACAAAUUAACGUAACAAUAAUAGACAAUGGUUGUAUAACCAAAGAAGGAAGAUAUAUUGAAUCUCGUGAAGGUAUAAAGUAUACCAUAAGUCCUCCGACUGUAUCCUUCUACUUUAAAGCCUUCAAAUUCCAUCAGUCACCUGUCGUCUUAUUUGAAUGUAAUGUCAAAGUAUGUAGACCCGAAGAAAACUGUGAAGUACCAACUUGUGGUGCAAGAAAAAAGAGAAGCGUAAAAAAUGUAGGAGAUAGUAACAAUGAAGAAGUGAUACUACAUCAAUCUUUGACUGUACUUGAUGCGUCUGAUCCUGUUGAUCUACAGGCUUCUCCUACAGGCAAAGCCACAGUUGCUGUACCGGGUGCACCCAGACCUGCCGCUGAUGUUGCUGCUGCAGAGAACUGUUUUCAGUCGGUGGAAGUAAUGGUCAGCUUGGCUAUUCUUCUUCUUACUGUAGUAGCGUUGAUGUUGGCGACACUGUGUAUAACUGUAAAAUUCAUGAAAGUGAGAUCACAGGUUAAAGUCGUCGGUUAGAAAUCCAUGAAACAGCGGUUAAAAAAGUCAAUUCCACGUGCUUGUCUCUUUAUACAGUUGAAAUAAUUAUAAAUUUGACACAAGCCCUAAGUAAAAGCGAAUGUCGAGAAAUCUCUAAUUUUAAUUAAUAGAAAUACUAAAGAGCUUUCCUUUUGUUAAAAUGUUACAUAUGAAGAUAUGAAUUUAUGCUGCUUUUGUCGGGUUUGAUGCUUUUAUUAAAUUUCCUUAUGUGUGAUCUUUGUACGCUUUCAUUAUGACCUGUAGUCCUUGAAACCCUACAACUAUGACGCUUUAUACAUUUGCAAAACUGACGGCGGUGCCUGAUUUACCUACAUUUAGGCAUGGCAGUUUGGUGGCUAAGACCUCACAAUCUAGGGGACCUCCAUCACUGUUUAUGCCAGUAACUGAUAUUUCUGCAUUCAUAAAUUUCUUUUAAUUCUUCCCUCUUUUGCCCAGUAGGGGCAAAAAAGUAGGGUGUUAAACCCAUUUCAUUUCAUUUCUAAUUCCUCCAUAUUAAAACAUCGACUUUUUUAAAUGGCAACCACAAAAAUAUCCAUAAGCUUUGAAUAUUCUAAACCGUGUAGUGUAUUGUUCUGAAUAAAUCAUCAAGACUUGAAGUAUAAAAAUAAACAUACAAUCUAAGGGAGCUAAUCGUUACACAUUUCCAACAUUACAAGAUUGUAGUCACAUAUUAUAUUUAUUAAAUUUUAUGAUUUGUUGGGAGUCAUGAUUUUUGGC
Molecule: messenger RNA, 2223 nt
Organism: Patella vulgata (common limpet)
Lineage: Eukaryota; Metazoa; Mollusca; Gastropoda; Patellidae
Product: EGF-like domain-containing protein 2
Exons: 11
Coding region: 70-1485 (471 amino acids)
Source: RefSeq, a predicted model, not a curated record